This is a messenger RNA of Thelazia callipaeda (thelaziosis nematode), 360 nucleotides long. The record is from the annotation of a GenBank genome assembly. NCBI's taxonomy places the organism in Eukaryota, Metazoa, Nematoda, Chromadorea, Rhabditida, Thelaziidae.
AUGAUUUUGAGUAGCUGUCGGAAUUGUACAAUUAUGCAAUUAGUGGAUAUUGCUGCGCAAAUUGCUUCUGGAAUGAGCUAUUUAGAAGAAAAAAACUUUAUCCACCGAGACUUGGCCGCUCGUAAUAUCCUUAUGUCAUUCACAUUAUCUGUAAAAAUAGCCGAUUUCGGACUAGCACGUUUAAUACGCGAAAAUGAAUACGAAGCACGCGUGGGUGCACGCUUCCCCAUCAAGGUUCAAAUUAUUCACAAGCAUUUUUUUCAACCAUCAAAUGAGUGCUACAACAUGAAGAAUAUACCAAAAACAAACCACUUAUAUUUUACUGCUUCGAAUUUCUUUUACUUGAAUUAUUUUGGAUAG